CUGCCAGAAAGUGUUGCACUCCCCCAUGUGAAGUAAGUGUAACUCUGCUCUGGCUCCUCCUAUGGUAUCUUUAACGUCUGCCUAAAAUCCACCAUAAAGAGGAAGUGCAUUAAUUGCUCUCUUUGAAAUCAUCAUUGGUGGACUUGGUGCUGCCAAGGCAUUUCAAACAUAGAUUACACAGACAUUGCAAAUUGCUAAUAAAGGUCAAUACUCUAAACUCUAAACUGGGAAUCAUCUACAAUGGCUAAAAUGAAUGACCUAUGGAAUUCAGCAGCUUUUUUCACAGAUAAUGCCUACAUAUCAAAACGAAGUAUUAGAAAGAUUCUCAUCAACAAAAGGCAUUAUCUGCCUGAGGAGAGUAACAUUACUGACACCAUGAAAAUGAGUCUUAAUAUACAUAGUGAAGAGGAUAUUAGUGCUUCUACCAGUUGCGAUGAAAGAAAAAACAAUAAAACAAGAAUCCAAGAGAUGAUUUCUAAGAAUUCAAUGAAUGAAUCUACAUGCCACCUUCAUGAGAGAAGUUCUGAACAAUUCUCUGGAAAGGAAAGAAGAGUGGAUGAAGCUGACAUGGAGGCUGUGUCUGGAUCUAAUCCUGAUUCCCAACUCAAUUAUGAGCGCUUGGACGUGACCAGCAUCAAGGUGAAACAGGAGGUGGAUAUCACUACUUCAUGUGAACUGGCAGCGAUUCCAAGAGCUCAGCCAGAGGCUAUGGCGGCCGAAUGUGAGGUGGAAGGAAAUGUAGCGGACAGCCCGAAAUCUUCACAGAAGCAGGUUUUAAAAAAUCAGAUGUUUGCAACCAUUAGGAAGCGAGGAAUAGAGGGAGACACUGAAAACCGUCCGUACAAGUGCACUUACUGCAACUGGGCUUUCAAAAAGUCCAGCAACCUGUUGAGCCACAUCGAUACUCACCGCGGUCUUAAACCACACGUUUGUGACAUGUGCGGGAAGGCCUACUCGCACCAGGGGACUCUUCAGCAGCACAAGCGGCUGCACACAGGCGAAAGACCUUACCAAUGCCCUUUUUGUGAGAAAAGCUACAUUUGGUCCUCUGACUUCCGCAAACACAUCCGAACGCACACCGGAGAGAAGCCGUACAUCUGUGAGGAAUGUGGAAAGAAUUUUGUGCGCUCCUCUGACCUGCGGAAACAUGAACGCAACAUGCACACCAACAACAAGCCGUUCCUCUGCAAGCAAUGUGGCAAAACCUUCAACAAACCCCUGUCUCUUCUCCGCCACGAGCGUACACAUUUGGGCGAGAGGCCUUUUAUUUGUCCAGAAUGCGGAAAGGCGUUUGCCCUGGCCAGUCGCAUGACAGAACACAGAAAAAUUCACAGCGGUGUGCGUCCCUACACCUGCUCUAUUUGCUCCAAAGCUUUCACUAAGUCCUCAAAUCUCGCUGAACAUCUCACAGUUCACAGUGGAGUGCGGCCACACAAGUGCUCAGAAUGUGGGGUGGCAUUCGCCAUGGCGUCCCGACUGGUGCGGCACCAGCGUAUUCAUGUAGCUGUGCGGUCUUACCGCUGCCAGGGGUGCGAUAUGUCAUUUGGCCACCUUGCAGCACUCAAGAGACAUGAGAAGCAGCAUGGUGAGGGCAUGAUCUUUGUAUGUGGGCAGUGCAGUAAAUCUUUCCCUCAGGAUUCCCUGCUCACAGAACACAUGCACAGCCAUGUUAAUGCUAAAACUCGCGUUCCCUAAACCUGCCCAUUAUGCAUUGAAGUAACUGGAAGAUUGUAAGUAAGCAUGGGUUCUUUCUUUCUUUCUUUCUUUCUUUCUUUCUUUCUUUCUUUCUUUCUUUCUUUCUUUCUUUCUUUCUUUCUUUCUUUCUUUCUGUCUCUCUAUCUAAUAAUCGGACAGCAUCUGUCUAUUUAUCUAAUAAUCUGACAGCAUCUAUUUGUCUAUCUGUCUAUCUAUCUAAUAAUCGGACAGCAUCUGUCUGUCUUUUUGUGUUGUCUAUCUAUCUAUCUAUCUAUCUAUCUAUCUAUCUAUCUAUCUAUCUAUCUAUCUAUCUAUCAUCUAUCUAUCUAUCUAUCUAUCUAUCUAUCUAUCUAUCUAUCUAUCUAUCUAUCACAAUUAACUAGCUAAUAACUAGCUAUCACAAUUCAGCCAUAACAACAUAGUUAUAUUUAGCUAGAGUUUAAAAACCAUUGAAGAUGUAUCUAUUUUUACUAGUGUUAAAUGCAGGGAAUGGUGGGGACCACUGUUAAAAGGUUUGAAUUUCAAAUAAAUCACUGUGUAUAUUCCUAGCAAAAAACACACUGUAAACACACUGGUGACCCAUUUGUAACAUGUUAAUGCCACUUGAUGGCCUCUUGCCGACCAAGGCAGACUGUGUGUGUGUGAGUGAAACAGAGAAAGUGAGGAGGAAUAUUGUGAAUUCUUUUAGUGGUUUCACAUGCGUGGUGCUAUUUCAAGUUUCAAGAUAUGUUGUUAAAAGCUAUAUGAUAUUACUAUUACUAUUUUUUUGGUAUGAAAUGUAUUCAGCAGGAAAAAAUGUGUAUUUUGAGGUUGAAGGGAUGGGGCUAGUGGUGCAUAUUAUAUGAUGAAUCAAAUUAAUUAAAAACUGUUACCUCUUCUUUUAUGCAGCUAAAAUCACUGACUUACAAGAGAUUAUAUAUUGCAUAAUACUGAAUAUGAUCAUGUCAUUACCAUUACAAAUAAAAAUGUUUUUUUUUUUUCUUCAUCAAAAAAAUAUCACAUAGACAGACAAAUAAAAUCCAGUAUUAUUUAGG
This is a messenger RNA of Ctenopharyngodon idella (grass carp), 2729 nucleotides long. RefSeq names its product zinc finger protein 648 (gene znf648). Gene Ontology annotation, biological process: regulation of cytokine production; regulation of immune system process; negative regulation of transcription by RNA polymerase II. The transcript has 2 exons. Lineage: Eukaryota; Metazoa; Chordata; Actinopteri; Cypriniformes; Xenocyprididae. The record is from RefSeq and is a predicted model, not a curated record. Bases 241 to 1695 code for a protein of 484 amino acids.